This is a messenger RNA of Varanus komodoensis (Komodo dragon), 3475 nucleotides long. RefSeq names its product small VCP interacting protein (gene SVIP). The transcript is spliced from 4 exons. Bases 72 to 317 code for a protein of 81 amino acids. Gene Ontology annotation, cellular component: endoplasmic reticulum membrane. Gene Ontology annotation, biological process: positive regulation of autophagy; negative regulation of retrograde protein transport, ER to cytosol; negative regulation of VCP-NPL4-UFD1 AAA ATPase complex assembly. The record is from RefSeq and is a predicted model, not a curated record. NCBI's taxonomy places the organism in Eukaryota, Metazoa, Chordata, Lepidosauria, Squamata, Varanidae.
CGGGGCGGUGACCGCGGCUUCUGCUCCUGCGGAGGACUUGACGUUCCCCGGCCGGGGCUGGCGGGGCCGGGAUGGGGCUCUGCCUGCCAUGCCUGGGGGGAGCGGCCGACACCGUGGUGGAGACGCCGGACCCAGAAAUGAGAAGACGGCAACUCGCAGAAGCUGCAGAAAAAAGGCAAAUGGAGUCUGCUUCACGUGGGAUUAAGAAUCCAUCAUCUGUGGAACAGAAGAAAAGGAAACAGGAAGAAAUGGAGAAACGUCUUGAAUCUUCAGGUCCUGGCCCAGAAGGAGGCGGGCUAAGAUGGCAAGUUGGAUAACUGUACGAGCCGCUCCAGAAUGGAAGCAAGGGUGACCGUCCUACUGCCCGUACCUUGCCAGUUCCUGCAGCUGAGUGACACUUGUUCCUUGUUUGGCUUUUGCUGUUGUUUGCAUCGGACGGCGCAGCAGUACUUGCCACUAAUAGUGGGCCAGAUUAAAGAUGUGCACUAAGGAUAUUGUCAAACCAAAACCUCAUAAAGUACAGCAGAGUUGGCCAAAACCAGUCACGUCCUUGUUACGCUGCCAUACUGUUUAAUUUUGCAUGUCUUAACAUAUUCUGGGGUGCAGUUGUGGGCAGAGCCUUCAUUUAUAUUCCCUGAUUAUAGAAAAAGGUUCUGCUUUCAAACAUGUCCCUAGAUACAUCUUUACUUCCCCCACUCCCUCUUGUCCUACAUUUAAGAUUAAUGCCACAGUCCCAGAUCUUUUGCUCUGAGCUAAACCUGCUGAAACCAGCAGGCUUGUCUGAGAGAAAGCUUUUGUGCCUUAUAGGGGUGAAUUCAUAUAUUUAAGUGAGACACUGCCCUGAGAUGAGAAAUUGUGGCUUUAUUCUUGUAAGUGCUAUUUGUGUGUUGUGCAUAGAGAAAUACAAGCAAGCAUGGAUGAUGGACUGUAACAAUUUCUGCUAAGAAAAAUUACCACAGACAGCCACAUUUCUUUUCUCAGAGGAGUGCACAUUUGAAAAGAAGAAACUACAGAACCACAUCUACAGGGACUUGACUACUUUGUGGAAAUUUUCUCUCCAAAAAUAAGUGUCUAAAUUCUCCCUAAAUCCUGGAAAUAGUUGGAGAAACCUGACUUUUGCAAAUUUGCCUGGCAUAAGAAUAGCUUUACAAUAUUCUGCCAAAGUAAAUGCACUUAAUUUAUUUGGCUUCCUCUCUUUUUCCUGAUGGGAGAUAGCAUUUGGAGUAUGUGAUUGUUAUUCACCCAACUGCAGUUUUCUCUCUCUUGGUGUAUGUUUGUCUGUGCAUACUGGGUGAUGUGAAUUGACUAUACAGCAGAAAUGUCUGACUUGUGUUGUUUAUCAGCCAGUGCAUUUGGAAACUGUAUCUACAAGCGGAUUGGACACCACUGGCUAACAGGGUUCUUCUCUGUCCUAUAGUUCUGCAUUUGUCUCCAAAAUGACAUAGUUCGUGUCUUUAAAAGGGGGAAGGGGAACAUAUAUAAAACAAAAGCUGUACUUUAUGCACAUUUUAUCUCACUUUCUCUCUCUUUCUGUAUGUGAAAAGUGCCCAAUUAGCUUUCCGUAUCUUAACUUUCUAACUUUGCUCAUCCCAGAGCAUUGUGAAUAGUGAUCUUUUAAAAAGUCCAACAAUGAAAUAUUCCACUAAGACAAAAUAACCUGCAUACAGCUGUAAAGCUUUCAACAUUCUGCCAAGUUAACCUUUAGUAUAAAGUAUAUUCCUUGGUUUCUAGCUUGAAACAUUGCAGUAAUGUAAUUUUUAAUGAAAUACCUACUGUGCUUUGAGUUUCAUUAGCUAUACUGUAUGCAAACUAAAUUCGUCUAGUGUUUUAGGCAUUUUAAUUGGAAUGAGAUGACCUUCUUCACUGCAAUAAAAUAACAGUCCUGGUUUUUUUUUAAAGUUUGCAGUGAUGCAUUUGACCCAGUUUGGGAAGGAAAAAGACUGGCUUAUGAUAACCUCCCUUUUAGUCAGUAUUACCAUGUGCUGCUUUUGUUGUACCUUCCAACAGAGUCCAACUCUUGCAUACAUUAUCAUUCAUUUUUGUUUUGUAGUCUGGUUAUGUUAAUCAUACAAUGCAAAAGGUUUGUGGCCUUGUUGUCAAAUACAGAUACCUCGGACCGGAUGAUGGGUGUUCAUGUUGCUGGCAUUCAUGCCGUGAUGUCUUACUGCUUUUUACUGCUGUAACACCAAUGAACCAGUAACUCGGAAUAACACUUGGAAUCUCUAGUAAUGCAUAGUCUUCAGAGGAUGGUGCCAAGCACUGUUGAUAUUAAAGUGCCAAGCUGAAGUGGACUGUGCUUCCGCUGUUAUGUGAACAUUUAGGAAAGGGGAUUUGUUUGUUUGACUGCUGUUUGUAAGCACUUUUGCAUUCAUGGGUGCAUUACCUUUAGAUGUGUUCUUUUGAGAAAUUCACCAAUAAGCUCAGCAUUUCAGUGAUGUAUGGUUCUUACAGGAAUAGAGUUGUCAUACUUCAAAGGCCUGAUUACUUCACACUCUGGAAAUCAAAGUAAUGUGGAUAUUGUGGUCAAAGAAUGUGUUUUUCUGUAACAAGUUGCAGGGUUAUAGAGAAGUUCUGGAAAUGUGCCUUUGAUAUAAUUUUGCUGUUUGCUUUUGACUGAAAAUAGUACAGAUGGUUUUAAUUCAAAAGAAUAUGUCUUCAGAUAUAUUUUCAGGAGCAGAUCUUCUGAAUUAUAACUUAGAUCCCACAAUAUCUGUUCUGAUCACUGCCUGCCCAAAAUGUGACUUGCACACAUGAAAAAGGUUGCUAAGCAGUGAAUGUAGCCACGCUCACAAAGGCUCGGGUGAGGCCAUAAUAAAGAACUCUUUUGGAGUGUACACAGCCCAAUCAGUUGGUAUGAGACCUUUCCCCUUGCCCCACUUUACAAAGAACUCUAGUGGUCACUAUUUUCAGAAAAUAACCUCUGUUUAGACAGUUUGCAGCACAUGAAAUUCUUCUCCCAUUGUUAUGAAAAGCUAAAAAAAGUUCACAUGUAAGCUGUGCACGGACCAUAUUUUUCAGUCACAGGGCUCAGACAAGGUACAUGUUCAUGGAAUUCUGCCAAACUCUUUUGGUAGAUCUUGUUUUUCCAGGUUCUGUGUACAAAGCGCACCAUGUUUAGGCAAGUUGCUUUACACCAUCCUAAGGUGUCUGAUGAUAUUAUGAUGUAUUUUAUUGAGAGCCUUCAUUAUGUGUGAGUGGAGUUUGCCCUAAUGUGAAGCAGAAAAAUGCAACUUCACCUUGCGUAGAGGUUCCAGCUUGCAUCAGCCGCUGUUGGAGUGAAGUUAUAGUGGUUAAAGAUGCAUACUGUCGCAACAAGUAACAAUUCUUUUUAUGGGCACUGAUCAAACUGACAUUCAUGUUGAUGGAAAUACAGUUUCUAAAUGGUUACAAACAUCUGUUAGGCCUGUGCAAUGGAUUUCAGCAUAUUUGUUUGUAAGAUCAUUGUGUUGCUAAGAAUAAAGAGUUUGUAAAAGCA